ACUGUGUUUGGGAAUUAGAUCUCAGCACAGAGAAGAAGGGUCUCCUCUAACCAAACAAAUCCCCAGAAGAGAGCCGGCCUGCGCUGUGCCGAAGGCAUCUGGUCAACUUUACUGCAGUCUUGUACCAUCUGAUUCCAGCCGUCAUGUCUACGUCCCCGCGUGUCAGCUUUUGGAAAGAAGCUUCUCAGCAGGUCUUGGCUGGAGGAUCAGCAGAUAUCAUUAUCGCCUCCGAAAUACGUCUCACAGAAGCCUACAAGACAAGACGAGGGCAGGCAGUCCUACAAGAGAAUCACAAGCCAUUCAUUUCAAAGGCUUGGUGGAAAUUUGUCUGAUGCACCCGCUGGAUGUGGUAAAAACACGAUUUCAGAUCCAAAGAAAUACAUACGAUCCGUCCAAUUAUAAGAGUUUGGGUGACUGCUUCAAGAGGAUCUAUCGCAGUGAAGGGUUGCUGGGCUUCUACAAAGGAAUACUCCCCCCUAUCUUGGCCGAGACCCCAAAACGAGCCGUUAAGUUCUUCACCUUUGAACAAUACAAAAAGCUGCUUACUCUAUUGUCUUUGCCUCCUGCAUGGGUGUUUGCAAUUGCUGGAUUCGGUUCUGGACUGACGGAAGCAGUGGUAGUAAAUCCUUUUGAAGUUGUAAAAGUCAGUCUACAAGCUAACCGCGAUACAUAUGCCCUGCAACCAUCCACCCUUACACAGGCUCGUAAUAUCAUCCAAACAGAGGGUAUAGGACUGAGAGGUCUCAACAAAGGACUGACUGCCACUUUGGGACGCCAUGGAGUCUUCAAUAUGGUCUAUUUUGGAUUCUAUUUCAAUGUGAAGAAUGCUAUCCCUGUUAAUAAGGACGCAAGGUUGGAGUUCUUAAGGAAGUUUGCAAUUGGCUUAGCUUCUGGGACACUGGCUUCCAUCAUUAACAUCCCAUUCGAUGUGGCUAAGAGUCGGAUUCAGGGGCCACAGCCGGAACCUGGAGUCAUUAAAUAUCGCAGCUGUUGGAAGACCAUUGUUACGGUUUAUAAGGAAGAAGGGUUCCUGGCUCUCUACAAAGGUCUUCUUCCAAAGAUCAUGCGGCUCGGGCCUGGAGGAGCCGUGAUGCUGUUAGUGUAUGAAUAUUCCUAUGCCUGGCUGCAGAAGCAUUGGUGACCUGCAAUCUGCCAUCCCGUGAGAACAGCUCUACAGCGGGGAGGCUGCAGAAGACAUCGUGUACCGAAUCGCUGAGAUUCUUAAUGGAUUUCACCAGUGUGGAAUAUUAAAGGGGUUCUCUGCAUUCUAAGGCCCCAUGCACAUGACCGUAUUUUUGGCCCGGUCCGUCUUGCGGACAAGACAUUUCUAUGUCGGCAUGCAUGUUUUGUGGAUCCGCGGUUUGUGGACCGCAGAACACAUACGGUUGUGUGCAUGGGACCUAAUAUUGAUUGGUGGGGGUCCAACUAUUCAGCACAAUGAAGGUACCGAAGUGCGUCUGUGAUUGCCAUUUUACCGUCAGUGUAUACACAGGCACAGGAGCUCAUCUAUACCAGGCACCACAGCUUGUCCUCAAAGUCCCUUUAUUGUGUGGAUCACUGCAGGUCCUGGAGGUUGGACCCCUCCAAUAAAAUAUUUAUGGCCUAGCCUCCCUUAAAGGGGUUGUCUCACUUCAGUAAGUGGCAUUUAUCAUGUAGAG
Bufo gargarizans (Asiatic toad) is the source of this 1658-nucleotide messenger RNA. RefSeq names its product solute carrier family 25 member 21 (gene SLC25A21). The transcript is spliced from 13 exons. Bases 332 to 1141 code for a protein of 269 amino acids. NCBI's taxonomy places the organism in Eukaryota, Metazoa, Chordata, Amphibia, Anura, Bufonidae. The record is from RefSeq and is a predicted model, not a curated record.